Messenger RNA from Hirsutella rhossiliensis, 366 nucleotides. RefSeq names its product cytochrome b5-like heme/Steroid binding domain-containing protein. The coding region runs from base 1 to 366 and encodes 121 amino acids. NCBI's taxonomy places the organism in Eukaryota, Fungi, Ascomycota, Sordariomycetes, Hypocreales, Ophiocordycipitaceae. The record is from RefSeq and is a predicted model, not a curated record. The transcript is spliced from 4 exons. Gene Ontology annotation, cellular component: endomembrane system; membrane.
AUGACCGGAAAAUUCGAGCCCAAAGUCCCCGUCAACCUGGAUCCUCCCAAGGACGAUCCCAUCUCUCCGGAUGAGCUGGCCAAGGCAAACGGCAUCGACGGCGGCAGGUGCUACGUGGCAAUCAAGGGCAAGGUCUACGAUGUGACUGGCAACAAGGCAUACCAGCCCGGUGGCUCAUACCAUAUCUUUGCUGGAAAAGACGCGUCCAGAGCGCUGGGAAAGACCUCCACCAAGCCCGAGGACGUCCAGGCCGACUGGCACGAUCUCGAGGACAAGGAGAAGAGCACCCUCGACGACUGGGUCACCUUCUUCUCAAAGCGCUACAACAUCGUGGGAGUGGUCGAGGGGGCAACCAACAUGGAAUGA